Messenger RNA from Microtus ochrogaster (prairie vole), 2181 nucleotides. Its product is annotated as NACHT, LRR and PYD domains-containing protein 4E. Gene Ontology annotation, cellular component: cytoplasm. Lineage: Eukaryota; Metazoa; Chordata; Mammalia; Rodentia; Cricetidae. Gene Ontology annotation, biological process: regulation of inflammatory response. The record is from RefSeq and is a predicted model, not a curated record.
AUGGCAUCUUUCUUUUCUGACUAUGGCCUUAUGUGGUACCUGGAAGAAUUGAACAAGAAGGAAUUCAUGAAGUUCAAAGAGUUCCUCAAGGAGGACAUCGUGCAGUAUGGGCUGAAACAGAUUCCUUGGACCGAAGUAAAGAAGGCGUCUCGGGAAGACCUUGCCAACUUACUGGUCAAAUAUUAUGAGGAGAAAAAAGCCUGGGAUGUGACCUUCAGAAUCUUCCAGAAGAUCAAUAGGAAGGAUCUCAGUGAGCGGGCAGCGAGAGAGAUUGCUGGAUACACAAAACUGUAUCAAGCUCAUUUGAAGAAGAAGCUGACCCGGGAUUGGUCCAGAAAAUUCGACUUCCCAAUUCAGGAUUUCAUGAAGCCGAAAGUCAGCCAGGAUGAAUACAGUCGUUUCGAGCAUCUUUUCACAUCAAAGACAGCUGAGACAAAGCCACACACGGUGCUCCUGAAGGGAAUGGCGGGCAUCGGCAAGACGCUGACUUUGGCAAGGUUAAUGCUGGCCUGGUCAGACGGCCUGGUAUUUCAGAACAAAUUCUCCUACAUCUUCUACUUCUGCUGUCGGGAAGUGACGCAGCUGGAGACGGCCAGCCUGGCCGAACUGAUGUCCAGAGAGUGGCCCAGCGCCUCGGCUCCCAUCAUGGAGAUCAUAUCCCAACCUGAGAAACUCCUCUUCAUCGUUGACAGCCUGGAAAGGCUGAAUUGUGAUUUCACUGAACCAGAAUUGGAGCUGUGUCAUAACUGGAUCGAGAAACGGCCGGUGCCUAUACUGCUGAGCAGUUUGCUCAGGAGGAAGAUACUCCCAGAGUCCUCUCUCCUCAUCACAGCUACCCCGGAGACUUUUGAUAAACUGGAGGACAGGAUCGACUACACAGAAAUGAGGGCCAUGCUGGGAUUCGACGAGAGCAGCAGGAGAAUGAUUUUCCGGGACUUGUUCCCGGAUAAGAACAGAGCCCAGGAAGCCUUCAGGUUGGUGAGAGAAAAUGAACAGGUGUUCACUCUGUGUCAGGUCCCUUUGCUCUGCUUGGCGGUGGCUACUUGUCUGAGAAACGAGAUAGACAAGGGAAGAGACCCGGCUCCCGUCUGCCGACGCACUACCUCCGUGUACACCACGUACAUCUUAAACCUGCUCAUUCCCAAGAGCGCCCAUGGUCCAAAUAAGAAAAGCCAAGACCUGCUGCAGGGCCUGUGUUCCCUGGCCGCAGAGGGCAUGUGGACUGACAGGUUUGCAUUUAGUGAGGAGGAUCUCGGAAAAAAUGGCAUCGUCAGUUCGGACAUCCCCAUGCUGCUGAACAUCAAGAUAUUUCUGAGGAGCAGGGACUUCAAGAAUUUUUACACGUUCCUCCACCCGUCCGUCCAGGAGUUCUGCGCUGCUGUCUUUUAUCUGGUGAAGAACCACACAGACCACCCUAGUAAAGACGUCCGGUGUAUAGAGACACUCCUGUUUACGUUCCUAAAGAAAGUCAACGUACACUGGAUUUUUGGGGGCUGUUUUAUCUUUGGCCUUUUACACAAAUGCGAACAAGAAAAGCUAGAGGCGUUUUUUGGCUACCAGUUGUCCCAGGAGGUGAAGCAGAAGUUGUAUCGGUGCCUGGAAACAGUAAGUGUCAAUGAGGACCUUCAGGAACAAGUAGACAGCAUGAGGCUGUUUUACUGUCUGUUUGAGAUGGACGACGAGGCCUUUGUAGUCCAGGUGGUGAACUUCCUGCAGCAGGUGAAGUUCGUGGCUAAGGAUUAUUCUGAUCUGAUGGUUGCCGCCUACUGCUUAAAGCACUGUUCUACGCUGAAGAAACUCUCCUUUUCGAUGCAGGCUGUCCUGCAGCUUGAACAAGAACACAGCUACAUGGAGAAACUACUCAUCUGUUGGCAAGAUGUAUGCUCUGCGCUGGUGAGCAGUGAGCAAGUCCAGGAACUCCAGGUGAAGGACACGAAUCUGGGCGAGUUGGCCUUUUCGGUUUUGUAUAAUCAUCUCAAGCAUCCCAGCUGUACCCCUCAAAUACUUGAGGUAAACAACGUGUCCUUCCUGUGCAAUAACUACAUGUUCUUUGAGAUGUUGGCGCAGAACCAUAACCUGCGUUACUUGAACCUUAGCUUCACAGUCCUCUCCCACAGCGAUGUUAAACUGUUGUGUGAGGUGCUGAACCGGGAAGAGUGCAUCAUAGAGAAGCUGCUGUGA